Xyrichtys novacula (pearly razorfish) is the source of this 31385-nucleotide messenger RNA. Lineage: Eukaryota; Metazoa; Chordata; Actinopteri; Labriformes; Labridae. The record is from the annotation of a GenBank genome assembly.
UGCUUUGCACAUGAACACCUUAAAGAUCAUGAGAUCAUUUGAAUGGAUAGACUUAAUCUGGAAAGUCCUUCAAAGAACAAUGGAAGUCGAGACUCCUGUGCUAGUUGAAAACUCAACAGUAAGUGACAGAGCAAAGGUCGGGGACUGUCUUGGUGCAAAACUAAGACAGGAAUAAUAUUUUUAACCUUGGAUUUUAAGCAGAGUAAACAGUGGGACAGGCUGAGGAAAUUGCAUUCUUCUGUGCUGUAUAAUAGAGGAUUUACAAAUGUAUGCAUGGAGCCAUGCCAGUGAGAAAGCAUACAAAUCAAAAUAAAGAUAAUGGAAUUCAGUCUUUAAUUUUAGUGAAUUUCAGUUAUUGGGAAAUAAGUUUUUCCAAAUCUUUCCAGUUGUGCAUAAAGUUUUAGUGUAAGGGAACCCACUUUGGUCUGCUGCACUUGAAGUUACAAAAAAUACAUAUAUUUUGCUUUUCUAAAAGUAACAGCUGCAGAACUUGUUGGAAACAAGAGUAAGCUAUUUGCAUUUAAAACAGCUGUUUAGCAUAAUCCAACUGUAAUCUUUUCAACUAAAUCCCAUUAAAAGCAGAUGCGACUUCAGGUGGUUUCACAGCAGAACUGAAAGGAAAAAAAAAAUCACUUUUUUAUUUUAUUUCUCUUUAACACGCAGAGCCCAGUGAAUAAGCAUUUUACUUCAUCCACCAUUACAGCUGCACAUUUGUCGGCUUUAUUUUUUUAUUUGCAUCCCCUCAUCCUUACCCGCUGCCACCAGCAGCACCACCAUCACUUCGCAGGCAAACAAGCCUGUUCUACCCGACAUUAUCUCCAUCCAGACUCCGCUGGAAAGGAGGCUGAAAUGACGGAUGCAAGCAUGGAAGACAGACCCGGGGACAGUGUAUUUACAUCCGAAGAGGCUGUGUAAGUUUAGAGGGAAGCCGCUGCGUGUGUCUCCCUCUUUACUUUCACCGACCCCCUCCUCCUCCGCUGGCAGAAAUUUAUAAAGAACAAAAAAUCCGACGAGGGAGGGAGGGGGGUUGAUAUACGCCGAGGCUGAAAUCGAGAGGCGAACCCAGGGAAAGAGGAGUAAUUUGUACACGGGACUUUCCCCCUCUUAGUCCCCCAAAAGGAGGGGGAAAAGUCGCAGUAUUGGAAACGAAAAGGAAUGAGCUUCUAAGGGCGUGAAAACGUCUGCAAUUGUGGAUACUUUAUAUAUUUUUAUUUCGAAAAAAUAUGGCCGAGAACGUUCUGGACUCUGGCCCGCCUUCAGCCAAGAGGCCUAAACUCUCCUCUCCGGCACUUUCCGCCUCCGCCAGCGAUGGAAAUGGUAAGUAUUGUUUCGUGAUAUUGUCAGUUAUAACGUUAUUAGUUUGGUUUAUUGAUUUUCAGAGGCUUGUGUCCACUUGAACGUUGAAGAAAACGCGUGAUUACUCCUCUGUUUUUGUCGUAGCUUGCUAAUGUUAGCUCGCUCGUAGUGAGUGUGUGUCGGACGUGAAGAAGAGCUCCCCCAGCGAGCUAACAUGCUAACAGCCAUUUUAGCCGGAGGUAGCUCUGGUAGCUGUUCGGCUAAUACUCUGUUAGCUGACUGAAUGCGGGUCCUCAACAGACGGUCCCGUGUCUAAUGGCUACUUUAGCCGGGUUGAUAAUAAGCUCAUUGCCAAACCAACUUGCCAUAAAGUUUUUUCUGCCAUAAGCUGAGCCAAAUUGACAGCAGUCUUUAUUCUGCUGUUUGAGUUUUAAGAGCUAUUAAACAGUCUGUGUGUUGCCCCAUCAUAACUCGCACCUAUCCCCAACUAUCGUUAGCUCCCGUGGAUUUCUGAAGGAAAGCAGAGGUUGUCAGUGGUGGUGGGGAAAGCCUUUUGGUGGAGCUAAAUUUAGGCCCACGGGUCCAACUGAUUGUUGAGCCCAAUUUGCCUCUGCUGGUGUGUUUUUGUGGAUGGCGUGUGACAGCAGCUGGAAUAGUGGCCUGCGAACAAAACCGAGGAGCAUGGACAGCGCCAUGACCAGCCACUGCGAUAUUAACCAGCAAGUCCAAAAUCGCAAGCCCUUACUUCUCCAUGCACGAAAUAUUCACCCAGAUUUCAUCACUUUACUAUUCAGAAGAACAUGUCCCGUAAACAGCUGUAUCUUAUACUAUCUUCUCAGCCAUGGUUGUCGGUGGCAUUGAGGGUCUGUGCUAUGGGACCUCACGCUGAAGUCAUCCAGACAUUUACUUUACCUCUCAUGAUGAGGUUCAGUGCAGGGCUGUCAAUGAAAUUAUCUACAUGUAAGAGCUGAAAUUGAGUCUCCCCAGAUGCAUGGGCUCCUAGGACUGUCGUGACACAGACAUGCAGAUCGUGAAGAGUUGAUCUGGUUAAAAAAAUGGUAUUAAAUAUUAGUAUGAGGUUACUUGUGUCUGUGCUUGCACCAUCAAACAGGAGUCUGCAAAUGCACUGACCAGCCAUAACGUUAUAAACACCUUGGCACUUCAAUACUGCUCAGUACAACAACUCUGUCAUAAGUUUGACUUUUAUGUAGCGUCUUCAUUAUCAGUUUAUGUUGACAUGGUAAGAAAACGGAUAACUGCCCUUUCAAUUACUUGUUGAAGCUUUACUGGGAGUUGUUGAUAUACUCGUGUUUUAUUGGACGAUGAUCCCAAUAGCCCCCUUACCCCCAAGUUUUGUUUAUGGAGUGCAUCAUUAAUAAGAAGUCUUAUCAAAGUACCUCACUCCUGCACACCACCACCCAUUAUAGCUUCAUCAUAAAGUACAGUAAACACCUGUCUGAUCACCUCAACAAAAUCCAAAAUUCAGAAGCGCCCUGAGAGGAGAAUUUGUGGUAAAGCUGUUGCGUGGUUCUCAAGUCCAGUCCUCGAGGUCCACUGUCCUGCAUGUUUUGGAUGUUUCCCUGCUCCGACACACCUGAUUCAAAUGAUCAGCUCGUUAUCAAGCUCUGUAAUGGCUUAAUAACGAGCUAAUCAUUUGAAUCAGGUGUGUUGGAGCAGGGAAACAUCCAAAACAUGCAGGACAGUGGGCCUCGAGGACUGAACUUGAGAACCACUGUUAGAUUGUCCAUGUUUUCCUAAUGCUAUGGCUGGUCAGUAUAUGUCAGAGUUAUAAUUGAUCAUACCAACAUGCAAAGUCUCCUCAGAUUGUUGUGACACAUCCUUGCAGACGGUGGAGAGUUGAUUCGAAAAAUAAAAGCUGGUAUGAAAAAUUACUAACGUUCAGAGAGCGCUUCUCAAAUAAGAUUUGCAUCUCACUCCUAUUUGUUGAAUUUCGUGGUUUACUCCUAAGAGGUUUGGUGCAUAAAUCUGAGCUGUUAUCAGACCUCUAAAGUAUACAGUUAUAAGAAGAAUUUCUUGAGUAGUUAAUUUUACGUAUUAUAGCUUUAAUGUGGCUGAGAGAUCUUGAUUGGAGGAGUUACACUGUUACUUCAUAGUGUUGUAAAAUACUUUUUUUAUUGGAUCACAAAAUGAAGAAUAAAUAAGCUUCUGUGUGUUGAGGUUAUUUGUCAGUACUUUAAUGUUUGACUUAGAUGUCCACUAACCAGUUAAAUGAGGUCUUUUAUUACCUGUUGAUCCCAGCAGAUACAAACAGUGAGUGUGGGUAUCUGCUGGCUCCAUUUUGUGGUGUUACUUAUCUGAAAUGGUCCAUUUGUCAACUUGUCUGUCCAAACCUGCAACAUAUUGAACCACUUUACUGGUCAGGGGUUCUCAAUGAGAGUCGGCCUUGUGGGGGUAUGCAUACAUAUGCAUUUGCACAGUGAAGGUCCUCUGGAACAGUAGUGUUGUGCCUGUCGGUAGAUCCCUUUCACAGGUUUUAUCAGAUUUUUAAUGUCAGCAUGCACUUUCAUUUUAAUUCAACCAUGCUGAAAAAUGAAGGAUUAUUCCAGCUUAUCAUGGCUAUUGCCCUGUUUGUUUUGCUCACCAUACCUGAUUGCCUCCAUCUCAUUGCCUCCCCCUUCUCCAACUUUGCAUUUCUUCUCCAUUUUAGAUUUCGGCUCUCUGUUCGACCUCGAGCACGAUCUCCCAGACGAGCUCAUCAGUUCCAAUGAGCCAGGCCUGGUCAAUGGCGGGGACCUCAGCCAGUUGCACACCACACUGGGAGGAGGACCUGCGGGGCUCGGUGCAGGAAGUGGAGGGGCAGGAGGAAUGGGUCUUGGUCUUGGACCUGGAGGGGGUCCUGGUGGAGGUCAGGAUGCGGUGGCCAAGCACAAACAGCUGUCUGAGCUUUUGCGUUCAGGUGGACCAUCCUCAACCCAACAAGGGCACCAAGGAGCCAUGGGCAGCCCGGGAGGCCCCACCGCCAUGGGGCAGCACUUGGCGAAUAUGAAGGCGUCCCCUGGCCAGGGGCCACCACAGAUGAUGGGCCAGGGGCAGCAGCAGCACCUCUCCCCUCAGCAGCAGGCCAACAUGAUGCAGCAGAAUGCUACGAUGAUGGGUGGCAUGAACAGGGCUAUGAUGGGAGCACAGCAGAAAGGCAAUAACGGACAGCAGCAGCCGGGCAUGAUGGGGAGUCAGGUGAUGAAUGGCUCCCCUAGGAUGGGCUUCGGGAAUCAAGGGAUGGGCGGCAACACUAACCUGUUGGCUGAGACCCUACAGCAACAGGGAGCUGGGGGUCAGGCUGGGAUGAGAGGCCAGCAACCUGGAGCCUUGAACAAGGUAAGACCCUCUCCCAUCAGAGAAAUUUUCCAUUCAUGUGAAUAUUUUUCUUUCAAAUGGGAUUUUCUUGAUGAGAUUGCAGAUAGUACUACCAUUAAGAAAAAUAUUGUUUUCUCUAAAUACAAACAUUUUUCUCCACUGCAGUUAUUUUUUAGAAUUAUUUUAGUCGAUGCUCCAAAACCUUUGCUGCAACUCCAAAACAUAUUUUGUAAUAACUGAAACAUAAACAGUUCUGGUUAAAACUUCGACUGUAGCUCUUUCCUGUUACGGCACCAUAGCAGUGUUGUUUUCGUCAACGCCCCUUUUUUUUCCACGACAAAGACGUGACGUUGAAGAGCUAAACGUAAGUCUUAGAUGACUAAAAUAUGACGAGACGAAUGUGCGUUUACGUUGACGAGACGAGACUAGACGAAAACGUUAGUGGUGGACAACGAACAGAGUUGCAAAAUUCAUGAGCAUUUCGUCAGUCAAACGCUAAACAUAUAUUCUGCAGUGUUGUUUUCGUUGACGAUGACGUUGAUUAAGUAUUUUCGUCAACGUCAUCGUUAAAGAAAACAACACUGCACCAUAGUGGCCUCCGCACUAUUUGCUCUGCAGUACUUUGCCCAAUCGCUACCUGGCAGUGCGGUUUUUGUUUUCGUCAUAUUGCGAGUAUCUGGUCCUGCUACAUUUUCUGCCUGUCUGUGCACAGAAAACCAUGUCUCCGCUAAAUCCGAGCAUUUUGUUUUGAAGCCGCAGUUGAUAAAUCUCCGGCAGCAGGUUAUUAUACUGCAGUCAUUGCAAAGGAGAACAGGGAGGAGAUGUUAGAAGAAACAGAAUGAACGGCUCCUGAAUCAUCGCAGGUAGAGAAUUAGGGGGACGACUGUGGCCCUAUCAAGAUGCUGCCCAGUGAAUCAGUCCAGGGCUUGUGGUCUGUGUUGUUCUGGCAUGUAGUUGUAUUUUUCGAAGAGGUGCAUAACAGGCUACAUAUGUAGGCUUUGACGUAGGUGUAGACAAAAUUACAGCACAUGCUACGGCAUAGAUUUGACAUUGCGUGAGAUAAUGCAGAAGUAUAAAUCAAGCUGAAGUCAUACAUUCUUUUAGUCCCCCAUCAAGUUUUGCUGUUACUGUGCCAAAAAAAUCUCAAUGUCUCGCUGCUUUUAUUUCCCAAAACUCAAGAUGUACUUUUUAUGAUGGUCUGGAAAUGGAUGCUUUUUCCUCAAAUAUAAACCUCAAGUGGUGCUUUGGGUCCAUGGCUGUCUUUAUACAUCUUAGCAGCCAUGACAGACGUACAGCACACUUAUGCUUUGAGUUGAAGUGGCAGAAAACUGCUCUGCCCGCGUGAUUGACAGUCCCCCAGGAGUGACAGUAAAAAUGUUGCAGUUGCAAGCUGCCGCCGCUGCCGAAUGAAUCUGGUGUUGAGACACUGAUGUUUGAUUCAGCUGUAGAGAUCACAAACAGGGAGAUGGUUCCUGAGUUAGGGGCAGAAAAAAUCCAGGUUCUGAAGGCAAUUGAAGGGAUAAAGAGAAGAGGAAAGGUGCGAGUGAAUGAUAGAUCAGUGGUUGAUAGGAAAGAACAAGAAGCUCCUUAGAUGAUAGAACGAGGACCUAUUCAUCUUAGUCCAAAUUUGGUCAGUGUCACUGCAUUUGGUUUGAAAAUGAUUUUUAAACACUUUUUAAUGAUAAUAUAAUGAGUUAUGAUAUGAUGCUUUAAUUUGAAAAUUAGAUCUCUCCCUUCAUUGGGUGCUGUUGAGCAUUAAAAAAUGCAGCUCAUCAAACAGAUGAUGAAGUGUUCUUUUUGGAGAAACGAUAACCUCAUUUUAUCUUUGGCUUGUCUGGAGUUUCUGUGGUGUGAAACAUCAACAGCUCCUGCUCAUGAAAGAGCGACGAUUUGAGCUCUUGGAAGGAGACUGGAAGAUCAUGUUUCAAAUCACCAAAACACAAAAUUUAAAUACGUUUCUCCAUUCUCUCUCUGACCCAUCUCUGUCUGUCCUUCUUUUUCUCUCCAAGAUGGGGAUGAUGGGGAACCCAGGAGGGCCUUUCGGGGGUCCGUACGCAGGGCAGGGGAAUCAAGGUCUUGGAGGUGCGGGGCUGGGCCCUCAGCUCCAGAAUAAAGGUCCCAUGGCAAACAGCCUUGCCCAGUUCAAUGUCGACAAGAAGAACCAGCCGAUGCAAGGGAUGGCUGCCAUGGUAGGAAGGCCUCUGAAAAUGUGAUAUGUGAAGGAUGAAGGAAUGAGUUGUUCUGGUAUUUCCCAAUAAAUCUGAAACUCUGUGUUAUUUCCUAAUUUUUCACCUCGCUCCCUCUCUCUGUUAUCUCCUGCUUGACUUUUUGUGAUUCUGUUACUUCUCAAUCAUCUAUCUCUCCUGUUAACACCACUUUCUCCCUCCCUCUGCUCCUUAUAUCUCGUUACCUCCUACUGCACCUCCCUUCAUUUCCUGUUAACUCAACUCACCUCUCUCUCAUGUCUUUGCUGCUUAUUGACUCCCACUUUGCUCUCCAGGGCUCCCAACAGAAUCAAAGCGGUGUCGGUGGCCCCUCAGGUGCACCUUUGGGAGGGGCCCCAGGGAUGGUACCUAACGCUCAGGCAGGCUUGGUCGGUCCUGGCGCCCAGGUUUCUGCAGCGUCCGCCGCGGCUGGAGCGCCGCCUACAGCUGACCCCGAGAAGCGCAAGCUCAUCCAGCAGCAACUGGUGCUCCUGCUCCAUGCACACAAGUGCCAGCGGCGGGAGCAGGCCAACGGUGAAGUCCGCCAGUGCAACCUGCCCCACUGCCGCACUAUGAAGAACGUCCUCAAUCACAUGACUCACUGCCAGGCUGGCAAGUCCUGUCAGGGUGAGUAGAAGGGAUGCUGAGCGGGCCUAUUUUGGAUAUAUUCAAGUGUUGGCAAAGAUAACACAAAGUUAAUUAGUUAUGCUUCAUUGUAGGGAUGAACCGUGUGGCAACAGAAAAGAGAUGAAGAUACCAACAGUUAGAGUCUAAACUUAGAUUUCUACUUAAUCACUCAGUGUAGUACUUAUGCGGACUGAAUCUGUUGUAGUUUGGUCUCUUUUCUGACACUGUCAUGCAGAUUCUAAUAUGUGUAUGUACACCACUCGUCAAAAAACACUGAGAACUCACAGAACCUUCUUAAACGAAGACCUAGUAUUUUCAUACCCAGCAUACACAGCCUAAUAACAUGUUGAAUUCACUCCAUGGAGGGGAUGUGCUUUUCGUUCAGCCCAUGGUCUGCUCCCAGGCGCUCUGUCUGUGAAUUAUAAACAACAACAUGCGUCUGUGCAUGAGCAUCGAGCCGCAAAAGAUGGCAACGGACUGUGCCAAUACGACAGUCCCUCUGGAUUUGCAGAUCGUGAACACAUUUAUGAUCUAAUAUUGACCUACUGCACACGCCUAACUGAAUGAAACAGUCAGUGGACCCGGCAAAAUUAUCAUUUGUACGUCUGCUUCAGUGAAGGUUAGUUGUUGACACAGUCAGGUAUUUGUGUACAGCUACACAAAAAAACAUCAUGCAGACUGUAGAGAUGGAAAAAUAUGACGGCCAUGAUCACUCAAGUUUAGUCUGAAACCACAAUGUUGAUAUUUUGAUAGACCUUCAGCAGAGUCACCAUGUAUGCUCACAGACGAUGUCCAGUAUUCAUUCUGAUUUUAUAGGUUGAUGUUUUGGUUGAAAUUGAAUUCACUGGUUGUCUUGACUUUAGAUACCUGAAAAGAUACAUCAGUGACUCAUGCAAUAGUUAAUUUCUUGUGCAAACAAACAAGCAGUGAAGGGGGAGGUAUAAGUAAUGAAAGGUUAUAGCAGCACACAAAGCUCAGAAUGAACUUGACUUGGCGCUGGUGCACCAGACUUGGAAAAAUUAGGAGCAGCAGCCAAAUUUAAGAGCACCCUCUGAAAUUGAAGGAGUACUAUAACUACAAUAUAACAGCAGUGCUUUUGUUGAGAAACAGCACUGCCACAAGGUCUUUACAACAGUAUCAUUAAUAAUGGCUUCAGCAAUGUUCGGCUGACUAGACCAAGUCCAUCAGCAUUUCUUCAUCUGUUCUGUUCAGCUGCUUUGGUUUCUGAGCCCCGAGUCUAACCACAGUGAGACGCAGGGAACAGGAGGGAUUGAAGGCUAAUAUUAACCAAUCUCAAAUCAGCACUGAAAGUUACAUACAUCAGGCGGAAGUUUGAUUAGUUAUGUACCGUAUUUUUCGCACUAUAAGGCGCACUUAAAAUCCUUUUGGCUUGUCGGAGCACUGCAGCUACUGUAGCCUUGUGGAGUUAUUGAAUGAGUUACAGUUUGACUUAUCUGACUGUUUUGUUUGGCUUAAUGCGCUUUAUAAUCCGGUGCGCUUUAUGUAUGAAAAUAGACGCGUUCAUUGAUGGUGCGCCUUAUAAUCAGGUGCGCCUUAUAGUGUGAAAAAUAAGGUAAGUGUUGUUUUUAAGCUAGGUGGUUGAUUAGUACUGUCUGUUAACAGGCACACUGCUCCUCUUAGCAAGUGUUAUUAAUCUACGACUGAUAACUGUAUCUAGAAUAGAAAUUCAGUGUUUCACCAGAAUAAGUAUUUCCAUUUGCACAAAUGCUCCUCAUACUUUGAAGUUGCACAGAUUAAAUUUUAAAAAAUUUGAGCCCCUGAUACUGACUUUACAUGUGAGCACAGGUGUUUUCUCUCUCUUCAGCUACUUUACUGAAAACAGAUCAACACCAGUCAGCUAACUUGAAAACCUUUUACUCUGUCCUGAUAAUCCAGGAGAAUAAAAGUGAUCCCUUAUUUAAUUUUGCCUCAUUCUUGUUCUUUGCCUCUUUUCUCCUCUCCCCCUUUUUGUCCCUGUGAUUUCCAUCUCCUCCCUCCUUUCGGCCCUCUUUAUAUCUCAGUUGCACACUGUGCAUCAUCGAGGCAGAUCAUCUCCCAUUGGAAGAACUGCACGCGACAUGAUUGCCCUGUCUGCCUGCCGCUGAAGAAUGCUGGGGACAAGAGGAACCCGCAGUGUGAGUGUCUGUAUCUGACCAAACAGCUAUUUACCUGCAAAUUUCUUUUAUUGAUCAUUUUGUCCAUCUGCAUAGUAUUUUCUUCUUAUUAUUUCAGUACUAUUUUCUUCACAUUUAGUUUAUUAUUGCAUAUGAACUGCCUGGUGAAGGCCCUAAAAGUAGUGUCAAGCAAUAACUAAUCCAUAGUGUACUCUUAAAUGUUUGAACCUCUCUGCUGUGUUUUAUGUAAACUUUGUGUCGCAGGCUGCUCUCGAGCUUGUCAUGAAUUUUUUCAUCAGAAUCAAUCAGAUGUAUUAUUUACCAUCUCUUCUUCGUUUUAUUUCCUCACAGCUCUGCUUGGUGGAGCUGCUGCAGGUCUAGGCAGCUCCCUUGGAGCAGUGCCAGGCGGCCAACCAAGUGCUCCCAACCUCAACCAGCCGAGCCAGAUUGACCCCAGUUCCAUAGAAAGAGCCUACGCAGCCCUGGGCCUCACGUACCAAGGCAACCAGAUCCAGGCUCAGACUGCCCAGCCCAACAUGCCCAACCAAGGCCUGCAGGGCCAGGCAGGCAUGAGGCCUCUGAACCCGUUAGGUGAGUCAGACUGCAUGCUCGCUCAACCUCACUGAGAGUGGGGUAUUUUCACUAGAAAGAUGUCUGUGCUCCUGGCGACACUAGAGAGCUUUAUUUUUUAAAGGAAAGAUCUCUGAGAACUGAGACCACAUGUACAAACUUUGACGUCCUGAUCAUCUAUCUGUAGGUGCGAAUCCCAUGGGAGUCAAUGGGGGUGUUGGCACUCCCACUCAAAGCCAACAAGCCAACCUCCUGCAGGAUACCAUGAUGCACCUCAAUGUGACCAGCCAAGGGUAAGGAGGCAAACACCAUAACAUGUCAUUUUGCUGGGUCCUUGAUUGGACGUGUCUACUGUGGCCAAAGAUUUUCAGCUUUCACAGAGUUUUAUAUCAGAGCACUUCUACACUUCUACGUUAAAAAAAAAAUAAAAGAAGUUCAUCAUGCCUCUUAUCUCCUGCAGUCUAAUGAAUGACGCCAGUGGAGUCGGCUCCAUGCCGACAGCAGGUCCUGCCUCUGCCACAGGCAUGAGGAAAAGCUGGCAUGAGGACAUUACGCAGGAUUUACGAAACCACUUGGUGCACAAAUUGUAAGUAUCAAAGAGAGACCUUGUGCUUCAUUUAAGUUUGCAUGUUAUUCAAGAUGCAUGUGUUCAGAAACCCCCGACUUUAAUCAAACUGGUAUCUGCUUUCUUUGAUUUGAAGAUUCAUUAAACAGUCAAAAUGUGUCCCCAGUGCAUCACUUUUAGUUCUAAUAGUUGUUUAUGAAUACAAGGUGCAAACCAAAUACAUAAGCUGUCAAAUAAAACAGUGAGAACUUGACAGGAUUUUGAUUUUUAACUUAAAUGGAAAAACCACAUUGACUAUACACUCCUACUAGGAAGACACAGAUGCACACACUGGAUUACGUGUUACUCGCUAAUCUAGGAGGGACUGUGAUGAGGUCUUUUGCCACAUCAACACUAAUACAAAACCAAUUAAAAUAAAAAAACAGAAACUAAUUUUUUUAUUUGGCCUUUUCUUCUGUUGAUUUUCCACCUACAGAGUUCAGGCCAUCUUUCCAACUCCAGACCCUGCAGCCCUCAAAGACCGCCGCAUGGAGAACCUGGUGGCCUACGCCAGAAAAGUUGAGGGUGACAUGUACGAGUCGGCCAACAGCCGAGUAAGUUUCUGUCUGCUUGAGCUCACUGUCAUAUUAAUCCUGGAGACCUUUUUUUUUUUGCAAUUGCUUGAAGAUGCAGAGACCUUUCAGUGAGUUUGUUAAGUGUAAUUGCUAAGUGGAAACUUGAAGCACACAGGUCCAUGUUUUGAUGUUUACUCCAGCAGUUACACAUCCUCUUUUGUGUUUUUUGUUUGGUUGCAAAAACCUUUAUGUUCUUAACACUUCAUGUAUCCUUCCUUUGUCUUUACAGGCUGAGUACUAUCACCUACUGGCUGAGAAGAUCUAUAAGAUCCAGAAGGAGCUGGAGGAGAAGAGGAGAACCCGCCUCCAGAAGCAGGGUCUGGGCCUUGGGCCUGCCGGCAUGGGUCAGCCCCCGACUGGACUUCCUCCAAGUAAAUGGAACUGCAGCGCAUGUAGACUUGGAUGAGCUUAUGUUUCAUUUGGCUGCAGGCGUUCAUGUGAACACUAAUUCAGUGGAAUGUGCCAUUUUGAUAUUUUAGCAUUAGUUUGUAACUCUAAACUCAUGGAGUGUGAUCUGUAACCCCAGAUUUGUCCCCUCAGGGUUCUUCCUAUCAUGCUGAAUUAUCUUGAUGCUUUCGUUUUGGUAUAAGUCUGUAAAAUUAGAAAAAAAAAGACAGAAUAGAUUUACCUCGUCUAUUAAACUGUUCAGCUGUUGUUCUGAGAGACUUCACAGCUGAGAAGAGAGUUCUCACAGGGAGUCAACAAAAAACUGAAUCAUCGCGGCUCAUAAAACAGCUCGAUUUUCUUAGUCAUACAUCUUUGUUUUAAUUUACAGACGGUCCCCUCCCUGACCCAACAAUGGUGCGGCCAGCUGGACCAAAUCAGAUGGUUAACAGGAUGCAAGGCCCAGGUAAAGAGCUACUCAGAACCAGGAUCACACUGUGCUUGUUGUGCAGUAUAAUCUCAGUAGAAGAGACGAACGUCUGUUGCGGUCUGUACUAUCUACUGUGUAACUACUGCUAUCUUAUGCAGCUAUACUGUUUUCUCUGUGUUUGAUCAGGCAUGAAUCAGUUUAAUCAGAUGGGGAUGCAGUGUGUGGGUCAAAGGUCGACGCCUCCUCUUCCAAUGGGAGCAUCGGGCAACCAGGUCUGUACUGAACCUGCCAAACAUAGAUUUAGUUGUAAUGGGUCUGUAAAUGCAUGUAGCUCUGACGUUGAAUUACACUGUGUCCAAUAGUGUCAACCAGGGUCUGAUGUUUUCAUAACAUAAAGAACAGACAUGUCAAAUAUGAAGAUCGUGUAUUAAAUCUCUUUCACACCCUUUUAUGUUCAGAUGGGGAUGGUUGGACCAAGGAUGGGACAGCCGAAUGUGAAUCAGCUUCAGAACCAGUAUCUGCCCCAGGGACAGUUCCCUGGAUCAGGUCCUGGAGUUGGAGCAGCUCAGCCUGGGAUGGCCCAACCUGGGGCACAGGCAGGCAUGGCACAGGUAAACGUCCUUCAGCUCUUUUCUUUUGUGAGCGGUAUCCUAAAAGAGGUCAUGAGGCAGAUUAAACAUCAGCAGUUUUUAAAAAAAUAGAUGAACUCUUUUAGUUUAUUUUGUAAAAGGGCUUAUAGAUACACGAGUGCAUCAAAAUAAAAGGACUUAGUGUCCCUGAUUCUAUUUUAGCAACAUUUUCUGUGUUUGAUGUGUUAACUGUAGUGGUAAGGACCGAGCAAGGGUCUUGUGGGACAGGAAAUAUGUUAGGAGAGAGACAUUUAGAAAUUCAACGUGAAAUUUUGUUCAUCUGAAUCAUGCAAAACAUUAAGAACGACCCUAAACUGAAUUUACUUUAAUGUGUCAGAUCUGUGUACCUUUAAUUUCUGUACCCCUGUCUUAACUCUUUAUUCCUAUUCUCUUCUCGAUCAGGCGCAGAUGGGCACUCCUCCGUCUCUUCCAGUUGCUAGUCCUCUUGCACAGCCAGGUUCAGCCAGUGGUCCUGGCAGUGUCCCCACAGUCGGGCCCAUGGGUCCUCAGAGUGUGGGUGCUGGAGGUCCCAACUCAUCUGUCGCUGCGUCGUCGAUGACUCCAACUAACUCAAACCAGCAGCCGAACUCCAUCCCCCAUUUGGCAGCCAUGCGAGGCAGCUCUCCCUCUCCUGCUCACAGCAGGUCUCCUACCCCUCACCAAACGCCCCCGAGACUAGCUGGGUCCCAGACCCCGCAGCCACACACACCUAACGCACCGCAGCUGGCGCCACCUUCAGUCCCCCAGCAGAAUCAGCAUGGUCAGGGCCCUGGCUCGAACAAGUCCCUUCAGCAGCAGCAGCACAUGGGACCGUCUGGUUCAACCACUCCGUCUCACCCUGGACUGGCCUCCAGCUCGACACCCCACGGUGCUCAGCUGCCACGCACGCCGGUCAGUGUUAAUCAACAUGAAUUAAUUCAAACAGUUUGAUUGCUUAUUUUAUUCCUGGCGUACUUAUUAACCCUUCUGUAGUGUCAGAUAAUGCCUGUCAGGGAUUCUGUAAUUUUGCCAAAGAUGAUCUGAUCUUAAUCAUGUUGCCAGAAAUUUUGUGAUUUCCUCAUUUAUGAUUAAUCAUUUUAGGAGUCUCAGUGUGUCCCAUGCUUUGAUUGUUUAGCCACUCUGUAUUCUUUUUACUCGUAAAUAUUUUCACUUCUUUCCAGCACCUGACUCUGUGUCUGUGUCUCUCUAGCUUUCCCAAAAGGGUUCUUUCCAGGCAGACAGUCAGGCCAUGACUCCAGCCUCAGUCAACAGCCUGGACACCUCCUCUCAGCAGGCUCAGCUGGACACUUCAGCCACUAACCUUGAAACCAAGAUGGAGGUAAAGCAGCAGGACGAGGAGGAUGAGAGUGAUACAGGCAGCUGUUCGAAAGGUGGGAAACUUGGCAAUCUGAAAACAGAAGAGAAGCCUGUGAAAACCGAGCUGAAAAAGGAGGAGUGUUCUGGUGAGGGGGGUAAAGGGGGCGCUAUGGAUACAUCAGCGCCUUCAGCAGUCGUGAAGACGGAAGACAGGAAACCGGAAGUGAAGAAGGAGGCAAAAGAGGAAGAAGAGACGUCGGAGGCUACACCACAAGCUCCAGCAAAAAAGAAGAGUGAGAGAAACUUUUUUUUCUCUCUAUACUGUUGGUUUUAUGUUUUCACAUGGGGGAAUAUUUUAUUUUAUUUAUUUAUUUUUUAACACAGGGUCUUCAUUGGGUUGUGCAUCUAAUCUAUCAGUCAUUUUCCAAUUCUCACUUUACACUUUGAUCUCUAUUCCCUUUCAGUUUUUAAGCCAGAAGAGCUUCGCCAGGCCCUGAUGCCCACACUAGAAUCUCUUUACAGACAAGAUCCCGAGUCCCUGCCCUUCAGAAUGCCUGUAGACCCACAACUGCUGUGCAUACCUGUACGUAUUCUCACUGAGGUUCAGGCGUACCUCCUUCUCCUAUUUUAAAUCAACAUAGUCUGCAUUCAAAUACAGUAAAUUUACCUUUGGCUUUGGAGUAGUUUCCUCAUUUAGAAGAGUUUGAUUGUAAAUCGACUAACUUGUGCCACAAGAUGUAGUCUUCAUGUCAUCCUUCUCCUUGUAAUGCAUGAUAAACUCAAAUAAGAUGAGGGUUACGUGAUAAACAUAUGCUUCUUGUGUUUCUUUAGGACUACUUUGACAUUGUGAAAAAUCCAAUGGACUUGUCUACCAUCAAACGAAAGCUGGACACAGGUGAGCUGUUCUGGCGAGAUUUUUUAACGCUUGAUCCAAAGAAAGAAAAAAAUCUACUGUUUUCCUCGAUGUAUGAGCCCCUCAUUGUCAAGCUGACCUGUAAAGAAGAUUAUUCUUUUUUGUUUUUGACAUGACUUGCUGCUUCCACUGAACAUCAAUACUUUUCUCCUUAACUCUUGUUGGAGAUGCAUAAAGAUACAAUCCGCUCUUAACCACAUUUAAAGUGUUUUUAUGAAAUUCUCAUGCUUUGUGUCUGGGUUACAGGUCAGUACCAGGAUCCCUGGCAGUACGUGGAGGACAUCUGGCUGAUGUUCAACAAUGCCUGGCUUUACAACCGCAAAACAUCCAGAGUCUACAAGUACUGCUCCAAGCUGGCCGAGGUCUUUGAGCAGGAGAUCGAUCCUGUUAUGCAGAGCCUCGGCUACUGCUGCGGGAGGAAGGUAAGACAGAGAGCCGGACCGGUGAAGUCAUGACAAAGAGAAGCUUUAAGGUUAAAAUGCUUCAGUUUAAAAGUAAAGGUGUAAGUCACAGCAAAAUGACUUGUUGGUUUUUGGGCUCAUUUGCAGGGAUGAUUUUGUAUUUUUUUUUUGUUCCUUUCUUUUUAUGAAUAGUUUUUAUUUUUAAGUUUUAGGCUGAAAAAAUCAAAACAUUAAAGUUAUAAUUUUCAGUCUUUUCUCAGAGUUAAGACAUCUUUGUAUCUGAUACAGAACAUUGGAAGUGCUGCAUCAAAUCCACAUCUAUCUCUUGUAUUAUGCAUGCAGAGGACCAUGAGUUAGGACCUUUAGAAUAUGUUUUAGAUGGAGAAAUUAACUGCCAUCAUACACAUCUGAAAAUAGAAGGUGUAAAGAGGGUGAUGGCUAAUUUUGGCCUUGGGCAUACCACUGCCAUAUCACAUUUCAACUCUCAUUAGACUCAGCUAUAUUUGGUUUUGCAGACAAAUAACAAAACAGAUUGGCUCUUAUAAUAAAGAUUGUCUGAAAGGUAACCCCUGACAGGGUUCAUUCUGGAGGCAGAUACCUGCACUUGAAGACGAGGAGAUGAGUUUGGGGUCUGAAAGGGUUCUGUAAAAAAUCUGCAGUCCAAAUAUGAUUGACAAGCAGCAUUGAGUGUGCUUUGGUUGUAUAGGAAAAAUGCUUAGUGACGAGCAAAAUCAGGGGAGAAUAUAGGCUUCACUUUAAUCCUUUGAAAUAAUGCAUCAAAUGUCAUGAAUAAUCUCUCAGCCACAGACUUGGUUUGAUAAGAAGUGGAAGGUGUUGAUCAAAUCAUAUAAACCAUGUAAAGCUUUUAUUCAAUUGGAAAUGGCUCAAAGACAAUGUGUGACAUGCAGAAACUGUUUUUCUAAAAACAGAGUUCCUACACAAAUAUAAAAAAGUGUGUAAAAAAAUUUGAUCAAUUUCCAGGUCUUAAAGAGUAUGGAAAAUGAAAAAUAAAUAUUGAAAAAUAUUUAUGUUUCCAGGCCAUUACCACAGUUCUAAAAUACUGUUUUCUAAAAUAGAAAAGUAGGUAUUUCCAAAAAUAAUUCUAAAAAGUAGGGUCUGGAAAAGUAUGGACAAUUCAACUAUGAAGGAACCCUGUAAAAAGUAUGCACUCUUUUUGUACUUUAAUGCCAGAGUCACAUUUCAAACAUUUAACACAGGGGCAUCAUUGUGUUGCAUCAUUUCUUCUAAUAAUAAAUGUAAAUGUUUGUGAAACAAGGAGACCAGCUUCUAGAGAUCAAAUGUUUCCAAUCCUGCCUGAUAGGAUUUCAGCUACCCAGAGGUUUUGGGGUCUUUGUUGUCACUGUUGUGUCAUGGAUGGUGCUCCAGUUUGUUUCCAAAAGGUGACAUGCCAGAACUGCUGGCUGGCCAAGUUAGCACCUUUACUUCUCUGCUCCAGAGAUUUGCUGUAGUGAAUCCUGCAAAAAGGGAGUUUUGCUGUAUCAUUUCAGGUCUUUCCUGGGAAAAAAAAGGUAGCAGCAUUAAUGGGGCUUACUCGGGGUUGUGAAUUAGCCAUGUUAUGAGCACAUUUCAGUUCCAUACCAACAAGGAUGCUGGUUUUGGAAGCUGGGUGCUCCCGCCUUUCUUUAUUGCACAUGAUGCAGCAUCCGUUUAUUCCAAAAAGAGUGAAUCGAAUUUGACUCUUACUUGAAUAGUUCAAGCCCAGAGAAGUCACUGGAGUCCCUGGAUCAUGUUUACAUAUGGUUCCCUCUUUACGUAAAGGUGCAGUUUUAGCCCUGCGUUAGUGGCAAACUGAUCAUAGACUAUGGUUUUGGUAUGUAAUUUGAGCCCAUGGAGGGAUUUCCACUACAGAGUCCUAAUUGUUUUGAAAUGUUGGCAUCAAAUUCAAAAUGAGCUUAUAUUUGAUAAUAAGGAGACCAGCUUCUAGAGAUCAAAUUACAUUAGCUUUGUAGUCCUUGCACUAUUUUUUUGUUGAAGACAGGCUUUUUAAGUUUUACAAACGAUCCAAUUCUAUCUUUUUCAACGUUUUCCACAGUGUCCCAGCUCUACAGGAAUGUAGGUUAUACAUUUUUAUCAUUCAGGCUGUUGUUGCAAGUCUGACAAAUGGUUGUUUUAGCCAAGACUAUCACUUUAUCACUUUGCUAAAUAUCCUGUUUUACUGGCAGACACACAAAUCAGACAUCAGCUGGUGGGUGAAACAAAGAAAGUUAUUUUUGUUAGCUGAAAAUUUUUUAAAUGUUAGCCAAACAGCUAUCAGCUUAGCCCAUGAUGUCUCUGAGAAAUCAGUCUUUUUGUUUCACUCUGAGUUCACCACCAUCUACUAUCAGCAUUAUUGGUCUGACUAAACUACAGGUGGAGGUGUAGAGAUGUCUUGUUUGUGAAACAAGAGUGUUUACCCUUCAUUGUUAAAGGUGUGUGUGACUGCAGGUCUCAUUAUAGAUGCUAAGAGAAAGUCCUUAUCUUCUCUUCUGUUUUUUCUCCAUCAGCUGGAGUUCUCCCCUCAGACUCUCUGCUGCUACGGAAAGCAGCUGUGCACUAUUCCCCGAGAUGCUGCUUACUUCAGCUACCAGAACAGGUAUGCAGGGAGGGAAGCAGAGAGAAGAGAAGGGAUUUGUAAAAGAAGCAGGGACUGUAGAAGUAUAUUAUUGGUAAAGAUGUAGCAGACUUACACAUGUUCUUGAUAGAGUGUUUAAAUUAGAGUCUGUUAGAGAGGCAGAGAUAGAUACUGAGUCUUCAUCUUAGUGUUCAUCUGAUUAAUUUUGUCUCCCAAAACACUUCCCUUCACUUCAUGGCCCCUCAUGUUUUUAACUUCAUGUAAAGCCUAGCGCUCUGGCAUUUUAAUGGUUGGUCCUCUCUUCACAUUCUUUGAGUUAAUGUAGAAAUAAAAAUUCAGUGUAUGAUUUUGUACAAAGAAUUGUCUUUGUCUAAAGGCGACACAGACAAAGCAGAGGAGAUGUCCUUGUCUAAUUAUAGAGAUGCCUUUUUCAUAAAAUCAUCUCUGUUACACUCCACUGAAGCUCCCUGAAUGGACACUUUCCUUGAGGAGAUGCUUAUUUGUUUAAAUUUUCCCUCAUAUCAUCUUUAGUGAUUCUUCCUCUCUCUUUACACCCAUGAGAACUCCACAGGAAUGUGAAAGGACCGACUUUAAAAUGAACUGCUUGAAUGAAUGAACAGCUGAGCUGUCGUCUGUUGCUUACUUGUUCAUAUUUGUUCAGUGUCUGCAUUAUGUCCUGUGCUGCUCCAGUUCCCUCCUCAUGUUUAGCUCCCGUUGAUUCUGCUUCUGCUCUGCUGUGACGGUGCUUGUUGUUGCUUGUCCUCUCAUGUCCAAAUCGCUAAUCUGUGCUUUGCCUCGGCUCUCUACUGCGUGUUGUCUUGGAUGUUUGUCUCGUCCUGUUCCCUGUGUAUGACUUGUCCGUCCUCCCUUCCAAUGGCUGUGAUAUCAACAUUGGCUUGCUUUUGCCUGAACAACCAUGCACCUCCAAACCCAUCCCCUCUCACCCUCACCUCUCAAAAUCAUGACUGGCUGUUGUGAUGACGACUUCCCGCUGUCCUGCGCUCCCACUUCCUGCUUGCUCCGCUUGUGGCACCCCUUCCUUGCCCAUGUCCUGUACUGAUUGGUGACUGCCCUCCCUCCCUUCCUCGCGCUGUCUGUGAUUGACUGUGCUGUGGGGAACGGUGUAGUUCACCAAAAUUUGGGCUUAUUGCUGACAGGUACCACUUCUGUGAAAAGUGCUUCAACGAGAUCCAGGGAGAGACGGUUUCCCUGGGCGACGACCCCACACAGCCUCAGACGUGAGUAAUAGUCUGUGUAAUAAGCGAGACUAAUAUCGUUGAAAAAGACUUAUCCUUUCAUUCAGAAACAAACUCAAGCUUUAAAAAAGCAAAGUCCGUUCCCUCUUUUUCUGAUCGCAUUAGCUGUGUGUUUACUUUGAUGUUUGGCAAACCUGUUUAUAGGAAGGCUAAAGGGUUCACUCAGGUUAUAAAGAAAAUCUGAUCUUAUUGCUGGAUCAUUUUCAGAUCAAUUAACAAGGAUCAGUUUGAGAAGAAGAAGAAUGACACACUGGACCCUGAACUGUAAGUCAGCCUAUGACCAUAGUAAAAGUUUUGAGUUGUAUUCACUGAGCAUGGUUGUAACAAGCUCUCUCCCUCUCUCUGUCAGGCUUGUUGAAUGUAUGGACUGUGGGCGCAGGAUGCACCAGAUUUGCGUAUUACACAAUGACACAAUCUGGCCAUCAGGGUAAGUAGCACUGUCAGAUUCAGGUCAUUGUCAAGGUUUAUUUAAAAUUCACAGUGUAAUUCACCAGAUACUGUUUUGUCUGUUAACAUCUCUAUUUCACAGUUUCGCAUGUGACAGCUGCUUAAAGAAGGCAAAUAAGACGAGGAAAGAGAACAAGUAUUCUGCCAAAAGUGAGUUUGUCAUGUUUGGUUUUAUAAAUGGCAUUUCUGUUCAUACAGAGAACUGGUAUACUGUCUUCAUAUUCACUGACAACUUCCCUUGAAUCCCUUUUUUUCAUAAGUGUAUUUUUCACCUGAGCAGUUGAUUAGAAAACUCUAAUAUAACUGAAAGUAAUUUCCCCGACUCUCCUCAACCCAGGGUUGCCCCAGACGAAGUUGGGCUGUUACCUCGAGCAAAGAGUGAAUGACUUCCUUAAGCGUCAGAACCACACGGAGGCCGGGGAGGUCACCAUUCGUGUCGUCCAUGUUUCUGACAAGGUGGUGGAGGUUAAACCCGGCAUGAAGUCCAGGUACAGGAAAUAAUGAACAUACAUCUACUAUCAUGUAGUUGGGAAUGCCAAGUGUCUAAUAAUUUUCAGCUGUUUAUCACUAAAAAACCACAUCACUCAAGGGAAAAGGUUUUUUCAAACUGCAAUCUAUCAGAGUCUCUAAGUCUUCUUUUUUAAAAUGUGAUUUUGUAGUAACAAGAAGGUUUUUAGGGGUGAUAUUUGUCAUAAAUACUUCUGUUUUCUUUUGUUCUUUAUUUCAUAGUCAGUUUCACCUCAGUGUCUCUAAACCGUGUGAUUUUUUUGUCUACAGGUUUGUGGACAACGGAGAGAUGUCUGAGUCCUUCCCUUACAGGACAAAAGCUCUUUUUGCCUUUGAGGACAUUGAUGGAGCAGAAGUCUGCUUCUUCGGUAUGCAUGUUCAAGAGUAUGGAUCUGACUGCCCUCAGCCCAACCAGAGGUGAGGAUAUUACUACUUCAGAAACAUUUUAUACAUUUCUGUUUGUUCUUACAACAUGCAGCUUCUUUGACAAUUGGGUUCAAGUUCAUAUGAUAUAUAAAUUCCUUCUCUUUGAUCCUUCUAGGCGGGUGUACAUCUCCUACCUUGACAGUGUGCACUUCUUUCGGCCCCGUAGUUUGAGAACAGCAGUAUAUCAUGAAAUCCUUAUAGGCUACUUGGAGUAUGUCAAGAAAUUGGGGUGAGUACAGCUGCAUGUAGAGCAUAUUUUAAGUGUUUGUGCAACUUCUCCCAUCACUUCUCCUGUUUCUCUUUGUCCUUCAAUAAUUUUCGGUUCUGUGUUUGGUCUUUGUGUCUCCUCCUCAGCUACACCACUGGCCACAUCUGGGCCUGUCCGCCAAGUGAAGGGGACGACUACAUCUUCCACUGUCACCCCGCAGACCAGAAGAUCCCAAAACCCAAACGCCUCCAGGAGUGGUACAAGAAGAUGUUAGACAAAGCUGUGGCAGAGCGGAUAGUACAUGAUUACAAGGUUAGGAUUCAGAUUUGUUCUUUAGUGUAUUCAAAGGGUCAGACUUACUGAACUUUGAGAGCAUAGUUGUGAAUCUCCUGGCUAAACCUCAGCUUGCAUCAAAACACUAACUUUAUUUUCAAUCUCUCCCAAAAGGAUAUCUUCAAGCAGGCGACAGAGGACCGUUUGACCAGUGCCAAGGAGCUGCCUUACUUCGAGGGGGAUUUCUGGCCCAACGUGUUGGAGGAGAGCAUCAAAGAGCUGGAGCAAGAGGAGGAGGAGAGGAAAAGAGAGGAGAACAGCACUUCAAACGAGAGUAUCGAUGUAAGAAUGCUCACAUUGCCAUCAUUUGUUGGAAGUGUGUAGUUUUCUCACAGGUGUAAGCAUCUACAUUUUCUUUUCUUCCGCCUGUAGGACACGAAAGGUGACAGCAAAAAUGCAAAGAAGAAGAACAACAAGAAGACGAGUAAGAACAAGAGCAGCAUGAGCCGAGCCAAUAAGAAGAAGCCAGGGAUGCCUAAUGUCUCCAAUGACCUCUCACAGAAACUGUACGCCACUAUGGAGAAACACAAGGAGGUAUGAGACCAAGACAUGGGAGACUGUUCAUGACUGAAUGACCUGAUAGAUGUUCUUAGAUGAGCAAAGUUUAGUAAGUCCAGAUUUCAGCUGUGUCUCAUCUCUUCUUUCUGUCCCAGGUAUUCUUUGUGAUCCGGCUCAUCGCUGGUCCCAUGGCAAACGCCUUGCCGCCUAUCUCGGAUCCCGAUCCCCUGAUGGCCUGUGACCUCAUGGAUGGCCGUGAUGCUUUCUUGACACUGGCCCGGGACAAACACCUGGAGUUCAGCUCUCUGAGGAGGUCCAAGUGGAGCUCCAUGUGCAUGUUGGUGGAGUUGCAUAACCAAAGCCAGGAUCGGUUUGUCUACACUUGUAACGAGUGCAAGCACCAUGUGGAGACUCGUUUCCACUGCACUGUCUGUGAGGUGAGUUUGGGACGGACUGUUUUGAGAAAACCGGGUUUAACUUGAACACCGGUUCAUUGUCCUGUACGUUUUUGUCGAUGUUUGCUGCAAACAACAUCUAAAUGUUUCAAACUGUCCCCCCACAGGAUUACGACCUCUGCAUUACGUGUUAUAACACUAAGGGCCAUGAGCACAAGAUGGAGAAGUUGGGUCUCGGUUUAGAUGACGAGAGCAGCAACCAGGCUGCAGCUACCACUCAGAGCCCAGGAGACUCUCGCCGCCUCAGCAUCCAGCGCUGCAUCCAGUCCCUCGUCCACGCCUGCCAGUGUCGAAACGCAAACUGCUCUCUGCCGUCCUGCCAGAAGAUGAAACGCGUUGUUCAGCACACAAAGAGCUGCAAGAGGAAAACCAACGGCGGUUGCCCCAUCUGCAAGCAGCUCAUCGCCCUGUGCUGCUACCAUGCUAAGCACUGUCAGGAGAAUAAGUGCCCGGUUCCGUUCUGCCUAAACAUCAAGCACAAGCUCCGACAACAGCAGCUGCAGCAUCGCCUCCAACAGGCCCAGAUGCUCAGGAGGAGGAUGGCCAGCAUGCAGAGAGCCGGUCAGCCGGCUCCUGGUGGAGCUCCUGGGGGCAACGGCCUCCCCUCUCCGGGAGCCAACAACGGAGCAACUGGUCCUGGUACGCCUACAUCUGUUGGCACGCAGCCUCCUACCCCUCAGACACCGACCCAAGGCAACAUGGCUUCUCUCCCUCAGCAGCAGGGCGUGGGUAUGGGUGGAAUGGGAGGAAUGGGAACUCCAGGCCAGCAACAGCAGCUUCAGCAGCAAGGCGGUGCCAUGCCCCCUCAACACCAUCUCCAUCAGUUUCAACCUGUGGCAGGCGGGGGUGGAGGGGGGAUGAUGAACUCGCCUCAACAGCAGAUGGUGCCCCAGCUUCAGCAGCAGCCCCCCAAUGUCCAGCAGCUCCAGCAGCAACAUCCUGGUGGUUUGCCUCCAUACAACCCCAGACCACCUGGAGCUUCGCCUUUACACCAGUCUCUUGGCAAACCUGGACUGGGUCCUGCUACUCCACCCCAGCAGCAGCAACAACCCAAUCAGGGUCAAGGAGCCAUGCCUGUAUCUGGCCAGCAGCAGGGGCCCCCUUUGGCUGCUGUGGAGACCGCCCUAAAGAUCCAGCGUCUAGCAGAGACCCAGAGACAGAUGGCUCAGGCCCAGGCUCAGGCCCAGAUACGUGGCCUCGGACAAGGGGGCAUGAUACCACCACAUGGCCACCACCAAAACACCCAGAACCAGAUGGGCAUGCCACAUAUGGGGGCUCAGGGUAUGCCUCCCCAGGCUCAGGGAGUUGUUGGCAGGACUAUGUUAGAUCCACAGCAGCAGGGAAUGCUAGCAGGGAUGCAGCAAGGUGGUCCCCAGUCUCAGUUGCCACCUCAAGUUCAGCAGCAGCUCCAGCAAGUCCAGCAGGGAGCAGGUGGUCAACUUCAGCCAGGAAACCAGCAGUGGGGGCCUGGAGGCCCAGCCAUGAACCCACAACAGAGGCCUGGCAUGAUGGGUCACAUGCCGCCGCAGCAGCAGGCAGCCGUUGGCCAGCAACCACAGCAGCAAAUGACUCAGCAACAACUGCAACAAGGAAACCGCACCCUGAUGCAGGUGAUGAGUGCAGCGGGAGCGGCAGGAGGAACGCCCGCAGCACUAGCGAACGCAGCUGCAUCAGGAAACCUCCCACAGGCCGCACUACAAGAUCUUCUGAGGACCCUGCGCUCCCCAAGCUCCCCCCUCCAACAGCAGCAAGUCCUCAACAUCCUACGCUCCAACCCCACUCUGAUGGCUGCUUUCAUCAGGCAAAGAGCGGCCAGGUAUCAGGGGGGUCAGGGGGGGCCUGGAGGACCAGGAGGGCCUCCACAAGGCGGCCCUGGAGGUGUGAGGUUCCCUGGAGCCGCAGGAGGGCUGCCUGGGGCUAACAUGGACGGGCAACAGCAGGUAAAUGUGAACCAGGCAGGUCAGCCAGGGAUGAACAUGGCUCAGGGUGGAGCAGGAGGAGGAAACAUGCCCACCAUGGCUCAGCUACAGCAGUUACAACAACAGCAACAGCAGCAGCAACAACAACAACAACAACAACAACAGCGCCCCAUGUUGCCUGCUAACCUCCAGCAACAGCAAAUGGCUGCAUUACAACAACAACAACAACAGCAGCAGCAACAAGGAGCAAUGCAAGCAGGUCAACAAAGCAACAUGGCCAAUAUGACGCCACAGUUCAGAGAGUUGUUGAUGAGGCGACACCUGCAGCAGCAGCAGCAACAACAACAACAGCAGCAGCAGCAGCAGCAGCAGAUGGGUAACCACGGACAGUUCCAACAGCCUCAAGGACUUCAGCAGCAGCAGGGCCAACAGGGCUUCAUGCAGCCAGGCCAGGGACAGCCAGGGAUGCCCCCCUCCUCUCAACCCCAGCCUGGGGGGGGAGUAGGGGGUCCCCAGCAGCAGCAAGGAGGACCUCAGGGGGGCUCAGGACAGAUGGGGCAGCAGCAAGGCUAUCCUAACUCCAUGUCCCAGGUAGCUGCGGCGCUUCAGCAACGGCUGCAGCAUCAGAUUCAGAUGCAGCAGCAGCAGCAACAACAGCAGCAGCAGAGUUCGAUGGGUGGGCUUCAAGGACAAGAUGGCGGGCCAGGUGGAGGCUCAGGAGGGUCUGGAGGACCGCCACUCCAGCCUGGACAAGGUGGACCGGGGCAGGGGCCGCAGCAGCAAGGUGGAGUCGGCGGAGGGGGUGGUGGCCCGCCGCUGCCGCAGACGACACAGAGCAUGCUUCACCAGAACAUCCACCAGAGGCUCCUCCAGCAGCAGCACCUAGGCGGGGGGUCUCCUGCUCACCACAGCAGUCCCAUGAGUCCCCAGCAGCAGUUGGCACAGUCUCCCCACCCCCACCUCCAAGGACAAGGAGGACUCGGUCCCGCAGGUUCGCUCAGCAGUCAGGUCCGGUCGCCCCAGCCCUCGCCUCGGCCGCAGUCACAACCUCCACACUCCAGCCCGUCCCCACGCAUGCAGCCCUCCACCCAGCCCCAGCCUCAACCAUCCCCUCAUCGCAUCUCCCCACAGACCCAGACUGGCUCACCCCACCCCGCCCAUCUAGGCCAACAUCACCCAAGUAUGGCUCCACCGCAACCUCCACAGCCCCAGCAGCAGGCGUUAUCGCAGCAGCCGGGCGGUUCUGUGGACACGUCUCAGUUCAGCUCAGACCAGAACUCCAUCAUGUCGCAGCUGAGCGGAAUGACAGGGAUGCACGGCGGGCAGGGGGGGCAGUCGGACAUGUUGGGUGGGAAUAAUAACAGCAACAACACCAACCAGGAGCUGGGGACGAACAUUAACCAUAACAGUUUAGACCUGAUAUAGCCUUGACUGGGUCUGUCUCUCUCUGUGUUGACGCUCUGAUCGGUUGCCCCGAACAACAAACUGCCAUGAGAGGAGAGGCGGCGGGACUACGGCUUUGGGGUUUUAGAAGUUUUUAUUUUUUAUUUAAAUAUUUUUGUGAUGUAUAAAUAAGAACUGAAGCUUCCUUCCUAUGGGAGAUGCAACAUAAAUCUUAGAAGUCAAUAAAUGAAUAAAUUAAAACAAUGGUAAGUUAUUGCUGUUAAUAUAUAUCUAUAUAUUUUUGCCAAUUGUGUACAAAAAGGUGGAAGGGCAGUGUUUCAGGUUGAAGAUAUUUCUUCCUUAGUCUAUGACACAAUAUUUUUGGGGACUGAGAAUUUUUGCCUUUUUAUGAAUAUUUUUAAGAUUUUAAAUGUGGCUAAAAAUUAAAGUGAGUUGACACGAUGUACCUUUUUUAUCGUUUUGUUUUCCGCUUCAAAUACUUGGUCAUAAUUGUAUCUAUUUUGCAGAGUAAGUAUAUUUUAUUUCUGGGUUCAUUUUUUUCCACCCCGUCAUGGAGUCAUCAAACAAGCAUCAACAUAUCUCCUUUUUCUGGACCGUUUUUACAGCAUUGUACAGUGACUGCAACAAUUCACAUAUGUAGAGUAAUUAUUGUUUGCUAUGCCGGUGGGAGGGUGUUCGAUGCAGUUUAAUUUCACCAGGGUUUUUUUUUUUUUUUUAAAUUUGCUUUAUUUGUUUAUUUUGGCAGGGUCUAUUGAUCUAUAAAUGAAACCUCAGCAGUGUUUUGGGGAGUGGGCGACGUUAACAGUGGGUUUGGUCAAGUUUUGCAAUGUCCAAAUCUGCGGAUCAAACCCCUCUGCACCUGUAGGCCACCCUCCAUCUUCAGUUACCCUAUGAAUGUGCACACCUUCCUCACCCCUAACCCCUAACCCCACCCCUGUGAUAAAAUGGAGGGAUGAACUGUUGAUUUCUGAUCGUCUCGGUGUCAGGUGUGUUGUUUAAAGCUGGCUGAUGUUAGAAGGUUAUGUGUGUGUGUGUAAAUAUAUUCAAGCCUUGUUGAUGAACUGUGAUAUGUGAAAGAGGUUGAUCAAGUUGUUGUCUGGGCUGCAGAGGUUUGAGAAAAUCCUGCCUGUUUCCUCAUCCCCUCGAACGGUUUCCUUGUCCUCUCCUCAUCCUCAUGACUGCCUCUCAGCCACAAAAUUUAUUUCAAUGUUAGAGCUGUACAAAUAAGAAAUGGUGGACUUAGAUACUGUUUUUGUAAUGAAAGCAAAAGAUGUAAAAAAAAAAAAAAAAAAAAUCAUGUACAUACUUUAAACCUUACGAGCAGAGACGUUAUUUUCUGCUGCUUCUUUCCCCUCUUGUUUGAUUGGAUAUUUGCUGUAUCUGUAAAAACUACAAAAGUACUCCUGAGCUACUGUACAGUAUUGAGAUUUUUUCUAAAAGGUACAGUGUGGGGUGUAGUCGGUCACAAGCACCAAUGCGCCUUUUUCUGUGUAUUUUUGACAAGGUUUUUUGGGGGGGUGGGGGUGGGGGUUACUGUAACAACUUACACACCUGAACAAUCUCAAAAACUUUAACCUGCAAGAAGUGGAGCUGGGGUCACGGGUUCAUUCAAGGUGUGAUCUGUAAGAAUUUAAACCUGGUCAUUUAGCUUUUUAUGGAGAGGACUGAAGACACAAUAUUCACAUGCUCACUAUUUUUCUCAAAAGGUUGGGCUUGCUGGGUAUGGGGAGGGGACGCAUCAGAUCCAGGUGGCAAUAUAUCUUGAGACUUAUUUUAUAAGAAAAAACAAGGAAAAACUGUCUUUUAUAUAUAGAUAUAUUAUUUAAUUUUAUUUUUUGGAAAUAAAACUUGAAGCUACAGGAAUUAUUAGAUAAAACAUGUUUUGUUUUGUAUUAAAGAUGUUAUGGUGAUGCAAAAAGACACUGCAGACAGUCAUUCAGUUUGCCCUGGGGAGGCCGUGGAGUAUAUUCUACCAUCCUUUUUAAGAAAUGUUUCAUGUACAUGAAUAUAGUUGUAAACAUACUGAAUCACUGUACAAACCGAUGGCAACUGAACAAAUAGUUUUGUUUUAAUCAUUUCUUCUCCUUAAAAGAGACUGGAAAUAAGACUAUUUAAAUAUUUGUUUAGUAUUCAAAUGGAAUCUUUGACCACUUUUUCGUUCCUCUUGUUAACAAUUUUGGUGCUUGCUGAGAGAAAGCAAAAAUAACUGUUGCUCCAUUUUCAUUAGUUUUUUUUUAAGUUAUUUUGGUGGUCUGAUUGUUUUUUGCCAAUAAAUUAAUUGUACAAUAAAGUAUGUUUGUACCAUUGAAAAAUUACACUAUUGUUGCAUCUUUUUUUUUGUUUACAGUGAGGUAAGAUAGUAAAAGUUAGAUGGAAACUGAAGGAACUGGAUUUCCUUUUAGGCUGUGAGUGAAAUAUCUGAUUUUCCUUGAAAAGGAGGGCUAAAAAUCAAGAGGAAGUAAAUCCAACUCUUCGUCAUCCUCCCUGUUAGCGAAACUACUCACUCUUUUGUGAAAAUUCAGAAAAAAAAACCCACUCAUCCUUUAGUUUCAUCUCCCCUUUCAUCAUUUUUGUUUAUUCCUUAACUCUUCAGGUGUUUCUAAGCAUACAAAUAACUUACAGUUGUUUCAAGACUUAGUAAAAUCAGGCAUCUCCUGUUUGUCAAUAAACAGCAGAACAAAACUGAUACCAAACAGGAGCAACAUUAAUUUUUAUUGGAACUAUAGAAAUAUCCUCUACACGAUGACACUUGGUAGACUGGAGAAGUUUUACGUCACAAUAAAGUGCAAAGUUGCUCACUCAGUGGAGGACGAAAAGCAGCACAAGCAACCACACAGGCCACAGAGUCAUAUCAAGGUGCUUGUUUCACGUAUACACACACACAUACAUAUUUAAAUAUGGCAUCAGCUCAGUGGUUAUCACAAACUGUAUAAAAACGUCUCUGUCAUUCUUCAGCAUGACAAAUAUAGCUGUUAAUUGAAAGAAUAAAUAUACAUUCAGGUUAAUGUAGAAAAAUAAUGACUCCAAAAAUACACCUUCUCCCCCGCUGUCCCUUCAGUCUGUCCCUCCUUUAAGUUCCCAUGCAGUUCAAGUCUUUGUUGCAUCAGGGGCGGAUUGUGCCUGCAGGCGAACAGAAACCAUAUGAUUUUGUGUGUGUGUGUGUGUGUGUGUGUUGUGUACAGGAUAGCGAGAGCCUGACAGACAAAACAACAACAGAAAAAUGCAACAUCAGGCACUUCCGUUCCCUGCAGCUUCACUGUCACACACAAGACAGUUUAGAGAUCACGAGACGCUGACCCAUCAUCCAUCAGUGCGGGAUAAACAUCUUGCUGACCAAUGGGAUGCCUCUGUGGGAGAUUCCACAGACGUGACACAUCACAUCAGCUCCUGUGUCCUCAAGGCAGGAAGCCAGCAGUGUCAGACCAGCAGGCGAGGUUUAGGGUUCGGCUUUUUAUUCUGAUUUCCCACCAUUCAAUUUAUCUGCAGCCUACGACUCAUUUCAGACUCUGCGCAGGGACCCUGACCCCUUUGACCACGACCAUUUCUUUAGUGUCUGCAUUACUUUGACUUUGGCCAAGUUUUGGUUUUAUUUUACAACAGGUUUACUGAAUGCAACAUGUUGAGUUUUCUUGUCAGACAUUACUUACUGAGCAGUAUCCUUAGUUGAUUUGUGUACCUUUAUUAAUGGUAAGAAAUUACAACCACAAACUACAAAAAGUUUAAAUAAUGUGUAAAACGUUGAUUAAAAGCAGAUUUUGAUUGUUUGCAAAACACUGAAAAACUGCUUCGCUAAAAAACUCGGAGUAAAAAGACUAAUUUGAUUAAUCUGUGACAGGUUCAUGACAUGACUGGGUAUAAAAAAGACAUUACCAAGUAAAGAUAGGAAGAGAUUCAUCACUGUGAGGGACGGUGUGAGCAAAUACUUGAACAAGAUAUUAGUGUAAUGUUCCUCAGCAUAAAACAUCAGGGAAUUUGAAGAUUUAAUUGUCUAAAUUUUAUAAUAUCAUAAAAAGAUAAAGAAAUCUCUGAACUAAAGGAACAAGGCUGAAAACCAGUUUCUUGACAUCACCGCAUGGACUCAAAAUCACUUCAUGUUGAGUUGUGUUGCAUUCCCAAAUGUAGGCUUUAACUGUAUUAAGCAAAGGGAUAACCACAUAUUAACAUGAUCUAGGAACGCCGUCGACUCCUCCAGACCCCAGCUCUUUUAUGACAGACUGAGGAAAACUGUCCUGUGGUCUGACAAAUCUAAAUUCAGCCGUCAUUUUGGAAGUCAUGGAUGCUGUACCCUCUCUCCUAAAGUGGUCAGGGAUCAAUUGGGGGGUGCAUGAGUACUCAUGGCUUGGGCGGCUUAAACAUCCAGCCUGUUGUAGCUUCUCGCCAGUACGGCUCUGUAGUAGAGGAGUCCAAGUGCAAUGAAACCAUUUGACACGUCAUAAAACACAAAACACAACUAAGGAGACCAGGAACUGUUGAGCAGAUAAAAUUAAAUAUCAGGCAAAAAUGGGAACAUUUUAACUUUCAAAGCUACCAAAACUGGUCUCCUGAGUUCCUACACAUUUAUAGAUUGUUGUAAGCAAGCAAGUAAGUAAGUAAGUAAAUAAAUAAAUAAAACAGAUGCAACACUUUGGUCAACAAGCCCCCAUCUCAACUUUUUAAAAAUGAGUUGCUGGCAUCAAAACUUACAAUGAACAUAAAGAAUACUUUUACAAAACAUCAAACGUUUAAGAUUCAACAUUUAGUGUGUUGGUUUGCCCUAUUUUUUAAUGAAGUCGGGCUUAAAUCAUUUGCAAACAAUCAAAAAGCUGUUUUCAUCAACACUUCAGAGUCACAACUUUUCUGGAGUUGAGGUUGUAUUAUAGUUAUAGAUUUUACUAUGUGGUUUACCCUGUUGGAAAAACUGUACAAAGAGGCCCCAGAAGCUUCAAACUCUUCCUGUGAGCGGUUAAUACAGUGUUAUUCCACCGUACGUUCUUGAACAAGUGUCCCUUAGUUUUUUUCUUUUGUACAUUACUAAGUCAUAACUCGUGUGUGUGUGUGUGUGUAUGUGUGUUCGUCUCUGUUGUAUAUAUUGAGAUGAAGAGCUCAGUGGAGGCAGAAAUCCACACUGGGAGGAGAAAGGCAUGCAGACGGAUCAAAUCUUCUACCAGAGAAUUUUGAAACGCAUACAAGACUAAGCCACAUGUUGCUCAGUAGUAACAGUCUACGUGUUCACAGGUUACAGGUACAGCACUGUGUGUUAGUAUGAGACUGACAGCUACACUCACCUCACUGUAGUUUAGAGUAUGUUUGAUACUGGACUGUAUGAGCAUGAGGUCAGUACUGAAUGUUGAACCUAAUGUGGAAGAGAGACGGAACAGUGGCCUGGUUUACAUGCACAGAGAACUCCUUGUUUUUGCAAAUUCACAUCAAAGUUUUGGUUUGAACCAGAUCUAAAAUGACUAGCAUGCUCUCAGAGCAGUAAGACGGGUAAAAGACAGGGAAUUAGAUGCUCUGCAUGACAAGUUAAGAUCCCUUUAACUCUCCCCUUAAACAGCCAAAUUAGAAACUAACUUCAGCGUCAUCACAGAGAAACAAAAGUAGAGAGGGUGGGCCACAUGCUGUUAGUAUUUAGAGAGGAAAAAUGCAGGAAUGUGUGCAUGUAGAUAACAGAACUGAAGGAAAGCAAGAUUAGGUUCAAUUUAGGCUCUGUUAACAAAUCAUUAAAUACGUUGAAGCACAAGUUUCAUAGUGUCACAGGUACAUUAUUCUGAUGGGAAACACUGAAUAUAACCAGAAAAAAAGCCAUCAGCCAAAUGGAAGGAGGACGGAAUCUGAAUGAAGCCAGGAAACAAGGAGGCAUUGAACACGAGGUCCAGUCUUUUGAAAAAUUUAACAUUUAUAGGUUAGAAAUGUGAGACCAUAGACUGUUUGUAGAAUGGACAGUGUCUGCCUCCUCGAUGGGUGAAGCGACUCCGAUAACAGCACCCUCUGAUGACGGGCUGCAGUAUAGGUCACAAAUCCUG